GUUCAAGGAUAAUGAAGGGCUGGUGGGAGGUAAGAGACGAGGAAUAGACUGUGAGCCACUCGCCGUUUUGGCCAGUGAAAGUGGAGGAUUGUUACUGGACUUGUGACUAUGGCGUCAAGAAAUAAAUGGUAGACUUUUGCCUUUUUAAAGGGGUCUUAUAUCCAUCAUUGAGUUAAGGGUUUACUGCUUGGAGUGUCACAGUAAGGGGUUGCACUGGACCUCCUGCGGAAAACAAAGGGCCGGAGGAGGGGGACCAGGAGGCGUCGGGCAGCCAGGUCCAGCAGGAAGCUCGAACACAGGAUUCGUGGAGUCAUGAGGACAGCCAGGAGAGCCAGCAAUGUGGAGGUCCCCUCCUUUCUCCGCCACUUGGUCAAGGAAACCGAGAAAAUGGUCACCUUCUUCUUCAAAGGGGGCUCCCGGGAAAAGGACCCCGAAGAAGAGGAAUACCUGGAUGAAGAUGACACGAUGCCGAGCCCGUAUCUAGAGCGGCCCAUUCUGGAGAAGCACGUGUCGGAGGGAGGCUCUCAGUCUGGGAUGAACUACGCCGUGGCCAGCAUGCAGGGGUGGAGGGCUCAGAUGGAGGACGCCCACACAUGCCUGCCUCACCUGAAGGGCGAGCUGACCGAGUGGGCGUACUACGCCGUGUUUGACGGACAUGCAGGUACUACGGUGGCGCAGUACUGCUCCAGGAACUUGCUGGAUCACAUCCUGGCGACAGGUGCAGUUAGCUGCAGAGAAGAUCCAGAGCAGGUGAAGGAGGGGAUCCGCGAGGGCUUCCUGGACAUCGACAGGCACAUGCACAAACUGGCACGCCAGGACAACUGGGACCGGAGCGGCUCCACGGCUGCGGCGGUCAUGAUCUCUCCGCGCCACGUCUACUUCAUAAACUGCGGCGACUCUCGCACCGUGCUCUGCCACGACAGCCAGGUGGUCUUCUACACCGAAGACCACAAGCCGUUUAACCCGCGGGAGAAAGAGCGGAUCCAGAACGCCGGCGGCUCCGUCACCCUGCAGAGAGUGAACGGAUCGCUGGCCGUCUCCAGGGCACUGGGGGACUUCGACUUCAAGGAAGUGGACUGGAGGCCGCAGACGGAGCAGCUGGUGUCGCCUGAGCCGGAAGUGUAUGAGAUAGAGAGGACGCCUGAGGAUGAGUUCCUGAUUCUGGCGUGUGAUGGUGUUUGGGAUGCCAUGGGCAACGAGGAACUGUGCGCUUUUGUGCGCAACCGUCUGCAAGUGUGCGAUGACCUGAGAGAGAUUUGCACUCAGGUCAUUGACCUUUGUCUGUACAAGGGCAGCUUGGAUAACAUGAGCAUCAUCAUCGUGUGCUUCCCAGGAGCCCCCCAGGUGUCACAGGAGGCGCUGCAGCAGGAGGCAGAACUAGAGCGACUCAUUGACCUGAAGGUGGAAGAGAUUAUCAACAUGAUGAAGUCCAAAGACGAGGAACCGGAUCUCCUGUAUGUGAUCAAAUUUCUGGCUGCAGAGGAAAUGCCAGGGCUGCCACCAGGGGGCGGAAUCACCAGCAAACGUGACUGCAUCAUCUCAGCGUAUCAGAAGCACGUCAUGGCCCACAAGAACCAGGAGCCGAUGGACAUCGGUGGAUCAGAGGAAGACUCCAGCUGAAACAGCAGCGCGACACAAUAUUCAUAUUUCCAGUGAAACUCACCCAUCAAGGCAGAUAGUUCCAGGAGCUAUUUAUCAUGGUUUCUACUCAUUUUUGUUGGUAAAUAUCGAUGCGUCCUGUGACCCAUUAAACUACUUUUGGCAGCGUG
Molecule: messenger RNA, 1769 nt
Organism: Synchiropus splendidus (mandarinfish)
Lineage: Eukaryota; Metazoa; Chordata; Actinopteri; Syngnathiformes; Callionymidae
Gene: ppm1na
Product: protein phosphatase, Mg2+/Mn2+ dependent, 1Na (putative)
Exons: 6
Coding region: 313-1620 (435 amino acids)
Biological process (GO): positive regulation of canonical NF-kappaB signal transduction; protein dephosphorylation; positive regulation of canonical Wnt signaling pathway
Cellular component (GO): nucleus; cytosol
Molecular function (GO): magnesium ion binding; manganese ion binding; protein serine/threonine phosphatase activity
Source: RefSeq, a predicted model, not a curated record